Ziziphus jujuba (common jujube) is the source of this 1261-nucleotide messenger RNA. Its product is annotated as disease resistance protein RGA2-like. Gene Ontology annotation, molecular function: ADP binding. The coding region runs from base 32 to 1261 and encodes 409 amino acids. NCBI's taxonomy places the organism in Eukaryota, Viridiplantae, Streptophyta, Magnoliopsida, Rosales, Rhamnaceae. The transcript has a single exon. The record is from RefSeq and is a predicted model, not a curated record. Gene Ontology annotation, biological process: defense response to other organism.
ACAGAUCAUAGAAUCGGGACCCACAAAAUAAAUGCAGACAGCGAAGCCAAGCGAAGGUAUCAAUGCUAAAAAGAUGGCAACAAGAAGCUUUGCUUAUUUCCAAAGCAUAGUCUUGUUUUUUUUUCUCCUGCAAAUUGAUUUUGAAGAACAAUUCCAAGAAACAAUUAUGGAAGCAAUUAUGGAAGCAGUCGUCUCUAGCAUUGCUGAAGGGAUCGUUCGGAGAUUGGCCUCUGAAGCUGUGCAAGAAAUUGCAUUGCUUUGGGGUGUAAAUGAAGAGCGUAUAGGACUUCAAGAGACCAUUUCAACAAUCAAAGCUGUACUUACUGAUGCAGAGAAGAAGCAGAUCCAUAGCGAUCAAGUCAAAACAUGGCUUAGUAGACUUGAAGAUGUUGUCUGUGAAGCUGAUGACUUGGUGGAUGGGAUUUCAACUGAAGCUUUGCGACGCCAAGUGAUGACCAGUAACACCCCCAUAGCCAAGCAGGUAUGCACCUUCUUCUCGACCUCGAAUCAACUUGUGUUUCGACACAAGAUGAGUCACAAAAUAGAGUCUCUUAAGAAGAAACUAGCUGUGAUUAGAGAUGAUAGGCAAUUCCGUUUGGAGGAACACCACGGAGAGGCUCAAGCAAUGUAUAAUAGAGCGGUGAGGGAUACUCACUCGUUUGUCUCUGAAGGAGAAGUGGUUGUUGGGAGGGAGGGUGACAGAAUGAAAAUCCUUCAACUUUUGUUGGAUACAAAAUCUCACCAUGAGAAUGUAUCAGUUGUUAAUAUAGUGGGUCAUGGUGGACUAGGAAAGACCACACUUGCUCGACUUGUGUUCAAUGAUGAAAAAGUCGAAAAACAUUUUGAUCUCAAAAUGUGGGUGUGUGUCUCUGAUGCAGAUUUUGAUGUUGGAUUGCUUGUUCAGAAAAUUAUUAAAUCUAUAUCUAAUGAGAAAGUAGAAAAUUGUGAGAUGGAGUUAUUGCAAAAGUCUCUUCGAAAAAAAAUAAGUGGAAAACGAUAUCUCCUUGUUCUUGAUGAUUUAUGGAAUGAGAAUCGCGAAUUAUGGUUGAAGUUGAAAGAUUUAUUGUUAAAUGGCAUAGAUGGGAGCAGAAUAAUUGUAACUACUCGCAGUAUGGUGGUUGCAAGGAUUACAAAGACCACAUUAGAACCAUAUCUCUUAGGAAAUCUUGAUGAUGAUGAGUCUUGGUCUUUGUUUAAGAAAAUGGCAUUUACGGAAGGACAAGAACCAAACAACUCCAACAUCAUCCAAAUUGGAAAUUAG